UCCCAUAUCGAGGGUGCAUGAGCCGCGAGUAGAUAGGCGCCGUGCCACUCCGCCUUCGCGCCCGGAGGUUCCGAGUUAGUGCCUGGCGGUCCCGGGUUCGCGCCCGAGUCCCCGGCGGCCCCGCCCCUCCGCACUACAUUUCCCAGGCGUCCCUGCACGGCCAGCGCGGCCGCGGCUUCUAUCGCCAGCUGGGACGCGCCGGGACAGGCGCGCGGCCGGGCGCAAUGGCCGAGUGGGGCGAGCGGCUGGCGGGCGUGCGCGGGGUGCUGCUCGACAUCUCGGGCGUGCUGUACGACGGCGGCGAGGACGGCGGCGCGGCGAUCGCCGGCUCCGUGGAGGCGGUGGCGAGGCUGAAGCGGUCCGGGCUGAAGGUGAGGUUCUGCACCAACGAGUCGCAGAAGGCCCGGGGAGCCCUGGUGGGGCUGCUCCGGCAGAUGGGCUUCACGAUCUCCAAGGGCGAGGUGACGGCCCCGGCCCCAGCUGCCUGCCUGGUCCUGAGAGAGCGAGGCCUGCGGCCACACCUGCUAGUCCAUGAAGGAAUCCGCUCAGAAUUUGAUCAGAUCGACAUGUCCAACCCAAACUGUGUCGUCAUUGCUGAUGCAGGAGAAGACUUUUCUUAUCAAAACAUGAAUAAAGCCUUCCAGGUGCUCAUGGAGCUGGAAAAUCCAGUGCUCAUAUCACUGGGCAAAGGACGCUACUACAAGGAGACCUCUGGCCUGAAACUGGACGUUGGUGCCUACAUGAAGGCACUUGAGUAUGCCUGUGGUAUCAAAGCCGAAGUGGUGGGGAAACCGUCUCCUGAAUUUUUCAAGUCGGCCCUGAAAGAGAUGGGGGUGGACGCCCACCAGGCCAUCAUGAUUGGAGACGAUAUCGUGGGUGACGUUGGUGGUGCCCAGCGGUGUGGAAUGAGGGCGCUGCAGGUGCGGACUGGAAAGUUCAGGCCCAGCGACGAGCACCACCCGGAAGUGAAGGCUGAUGGGUAUGUGGACAACCUUGCAGAGGCUGUGGACCUGCUGCUGCUGCACUCGGACAAGUGACGGGCCUUGUGGGAGGGCCCCCCAGCCUCCUGCCACCCCUCUGCAGUGCCCGGACCACCCAAGGCCCUGUCCUCUGCCCUGAAUGGGCAGUUCUGCCCCCCGGCCUCCCGCCACCUCUCUGCAGUGCCAGGCGGUUCUGGGCUGCCCUGCCCCUGAGCUUGAGCCAGCCAGCCCUUGCCUCUGUCUCCCUCUGCCAACCCCUUCCGCCCUCCCUGUCCCAAGUCAUGGGCUGAGCAUCCCCUCCCCGGAUGGUGAGGGGUUGGGACAGACAGCCCUCCGGGCAGGGGCUGGAAGGGCUCCGGGAGGGCCCGGUCAAGACCCAUUUGCUCUCCGUUCCCUCCCGGUCCUCUAAAUGCUCCACCUAAUGGCCUCGGAGGCAUUUGCCCUCUGCCUCUUCAUUAAACAUUCCUGUUUUAGCGAGGAACCCAGAGAAGGCUGGGCCUGCGCAGUCCACGUAGCCCAGAGCUGAGCCGGCCUCCUAGGACUACUGGCCCCUGACCAUCCCCCGGGUUCCCACCAGGCACCAGAGUGGUACUUAGCCUUCCCCACACACCAAACUGCCAGCCCACCAUCUUUCCUGUCCCCAUCAGUCACCUCAGGAGCCAGAGGCUAGGGCAGCCCCCAGGGGCACUGUCCGGCAGAGCAAGGAGUCAAGCCUCCAGAAUUCUGGUUACAGGCCUAAGGGUACUUUCUGGAGCCAUAACUCAAGAACUUUGAAUGUACCCUGCCCAGUGGAUAUAGGAGGAAGCUAAUAAAUAAACUCUGCCAUGACCUGGU
Messenger RNA from Manis pentadactyla (Chinese pangolin), 1814 nucleotides. RefSeq names its product phospholysine phosphohistidine inorganic pyrophosphate phosphatase (gene LHPP). The coding region runs from base 225 to 1037 and encodes 270 amino acids. Gene Ontology annotation, biological process: dephosphorylation. NCBI's taxonomy places the organism in Eukaryota, Metazoa, Chordata, Mammalia, Pholidota, Manidae. The transcript has 7 exons. Gene Ontology annotation, cellular component: cytosol. The record is from RefSeq and is a predicted model, not a curated record. Gene Ontology annotation, molecular function: inorganic diphosphate phosphatase activity; phosphatase activity.